UCUCCAUGCUGUGCUGUAAUUACCUGUAUAAAGUUUCCUUUUAUUUUGUGGAAAUAUUCCGGAAUACUGGAUCACGGAAAAUGGUUGAAGAUUCAAGUACCAAACGUCACUCACAUUAAUCCUUAUCCCGCCAAUGCUUUAAAGAUUAAUAAUGUAACAGAUCGGCCUCCGCAUGAGCUUAUUAUCUCAAAAAUGAGUAAUAAUUGAUAGGUGUUUACCGGCCUCAAGCGAUUUUCCAUUGCUACAACAAGUAUUAUCCUUUGGAUAAGCGCCCGAGAAACGUCCUGCAGUCAAAUCGCAAAUCGAUAUUAUUCACCGAAAGGCCACAAAAUAUAUAUUCAAGCAUAAGCGAUUGCCUGCUUAACCUUAUUUGCACGCUGGCGGAUUACAUAAAAACAUAAUACUCGUUUAGAACAUUGGUAUUUUCUUAGGAAAAUGCCAAAAUUUGCCGUUUAUAGAACCCGCUGGCUGAGUUUUCGUUACCUGCGUCUCUGCAUGUGGCUUGCAUUAUCAAUUGCAAUCACGGAUCUAAGUCAUCAUCUUACUAUGGCUAAAAAACUGCCAGUACAAUUGAUCGCCAUUGGUGGACAAUUGCACACCAAUAGUUACGCGCAGUUGACGUACAGCGGCCCGCCAAUGACAGUUGCCGUCGAUGACAUAGACAUAUUGUACAAUGACACGUUAAACUUCACGUUGAAAUAUAUUUUUGACGACAUGCCAUGGACUAAAAUGAUAUCGCACGAAUUCACCGGACGAUUGGCUGCUGAAUGGUACUACCGGAAACGCGACCCAUCGGCCAUAAAUGUUAUGAUGAUACCCGCGGGAAUCAUUUUACCUGAUCUCACUGAGUUUUUCCGCCAGUGGAACAUGCUGUUUGUCACUAUCACAUCUACCACGCCACAAAUUAAUGACAGAACUGCAAAUCCAACUUGGAUUUCCGUCGCACGCACUAAUUACCCCGCUAUGACGCUACUCUUCUGCGAGAUACUGCUUAGAUUUAACUGGGUGACCUUCAUGACCAUUCUGGACUUUGGAUCCGAAGAGAUUUAUCGGGUAUACUCUGACGAAAUGAAUAAAGACUCCCUCGCUACAAUUGGACAAGGACCAAUCCUUCGAGAAAAUAUUAACGUGACUGCGGGGUACAAUUUUGAGCACUUGUUGAAAAGCAUUCGCACCCAAACUCGAGUUGUAAUUUUCUUUGGAAAUGGUCAAGCCGUGAGGAGCUUUUUGGUAGCGGCGCAAAAAGCGAAUAUGACGAAUGGAGAAUACGUCUACAUGGCGCUGGAAAUAAUGAUCAAUAAAAAAGCGUAUGGACGUAUGCACUGGAAGUACGAAGAUGAAAACGAUCAAAUUGCAUUCCAAGCGUUCCAGUCUCUUCUGCUGAUGAGACCUGCUGACAUUCAUGAAUCUCCCAGAGCUAGAAGCGACCUGGCACAACGAUUUAUGGCUCAUACAGAACGUGACUUCAGCUACACCUACAGCAUUGAAGACGAACCUUUCCCGCUGAUGCUGAGCAGCUACUAUGCAGUGAGGAUACUGGCAGAGGUCAUGAAUGAUUUGCGGUCUGAUGGUUGCGAACACCCUUAUCACGAUGGUUCGUAUUUGGCAAAACAGUUCCUAAACCGCACUUUCGAUCGUAACAUCAGCGAGAUCUACAUGGAUGCCAACGGAAGCAGGCAUAUCGAUCUAUAUAUGUGGAGGUUUGAUGAAAACGGCACGCAAAAGGCAUUUUUAUGUAAACGUGCGAUCGGCAACCCACCCUUGGUGCAGUUGUAUGAUCUGCGGUACUGGGCAGGCAACGGUACAUGGCCGCCGUUGAACGAACCAAAAUGUGGCUACAACACGGAGCCUGGUAAAAUCUGUUAUCCAAACGGGACUUCGGUUACUUCGUUAGCAGUAUCGGGGGCUUUGGUCGUCUGUGUGGUUACGGUGUGCAUAGCCAUUUGGUUUGUCAAACGAUCGAACUCCAUGGCGCUGACCGUCUGGUGGAGAAUUGAUCAGUCCAAAAUAGAGUUUCCUACGCGCUGUUCGGGUUAUGAUAGUAGGUUUACGGCACCCAAGCCUCAGGCUCAAGAUACGCAUCAUUCUUCCUUCGAUCAGGCUUGCAAGUACGUUUCCGCCAAAUUAAAAGGACUCGACGUUACGAUUGAAGAGUUGGCUGUAGCCAUGGACGGAAAUGUUAUUGACCACAUUGCAAGCACGCGAAACGUUUUGCAUUAUAUGGAAAAGUUGCGAACCUUUAACCAUCCACACGUUGCACGAUUUUACGGAAUUACCAUGCUCGGAAAUAGCAGGAGCAGCCAGAUCGGCGUUAUCACAGAUCGAGCUGGACGAGGAUGUUUGUACGACGUAUUCAAGGGACUAAUUAGCCUUGACAUGACAUUAAUUAGUUCAUUAGUCAACGAUUUUCUUCAGGGUGUAAUGUGCAUACACUCAACAUCUCUGGAAUAUCAUGGCUGCUUGUGCGGCUAUCAUUGCCACGUUGACAAGCAUUUCACGUUAAAAAUCAGCGGACUGAUUAACUCCAGGCUGCAGAAUAGUAUAUGCAGCUUUCAGGAAAGCUACAUCCAUACAGGCUUUUGUCGACACUUGUGGAAGAAGGAAGAAGUUUCUUCUAUCGAAUGGAACCAGAAAGGCGAUGUGUACGCAACCUGCGUGGUGCUGUGGGAAUUGCUGACAACGCAAAAAUUUACAUGCAUUGAUGAUUGUAACCAAUCUUGCCCUGAAUUUCUCCAUGGAUCUCUCCAUAUUUUUAACAUUUGUUGGCAAGACAGCGUAAUGUCCCGACCAUCGAUCAAACAGUUGAGAGGAAAGUUAGCAGAAACAUCGGAAAUAUUUUCAACACCCAAUGGUAGUGCGAAUUUUAUCGAUAAAGUUCAGAACCGGCUAAGUGAUUAUACACGCGAACUGGAGUACGAGGUCAAUUUGCGUACGAAAAAUUUAAUGGAAGAAAUGGCUAAAUGCAAUGAGUUGGUGGCGCAACUGUUUCCCCGAUGGGUUGCUAGUAUGAUACGAGCCGGUAAUACAGUGCCGGCGGAGCAUUUUGAAUGCGUAUCGGUUAUGUUUACGCAGUUGUGCGGCUUCUCGCAACUAAUGCAGAAGAGUUCACCAAAAGUACUGAUGGACAUGAUUGAUCAGGUCGAAAGCCACAUGGACCGGGUGAUCAGUCUCUUUUCUGAUGACAUUUACAAGGUUGAGGUCGUUGAAGAUUGCUAUCUGAUGGCCAGUGGAUUGGUAGUUGAAAACGGCAAUCGCCAUGUACAGGUCACGGCCGACCUGGCAGUAAUGAUUUUGCAAACCGCACCAACACUCUGUGCUCAGCCGAAUCUACAGUGGCUACAGUUGAAAUCGGGAAUUCAUUCCGGUCCUUGCGCUGCCGGGGUUGUCGGGUUCCGUCGUCUACGAUACUGCCUAUUUGGUGACACGGUAAAUACUGCGUCCAGAAUGUGCACUCCUGGAACGCCGAAUCGCACCCAGGUCAGCCACUUCACUGCAGCUCUGCUCCAGGAAACUAGCCGGUUCGAUAUUGAAUAUCGAGGAAUCACUUCUGUCAAGGGCAAAGAGCACAUGAAAACCUAUUGGCUGAAUGGUUUCUUUGUAAAAGCGUAAAAACAAUCAGAGGAAGGAUGCCCAUGUAGUACUGUUAACAUUGGUUACCUAUGAGCUUCCUUUUCACGGAAGGAUAAAACAAGAGUUUGUCGAAGCCCAUAUUCGUCUGAGCUUUGGCAGCGCAGAGACGAGCCGAACCCAUAACCCUGAAAUCCGUUAGUUAUUUAGUGCUUAAUGUGAACGCAUUCUGUUUGACGUAAAUGUAGACAAAAUGCUUCUUGAAGUAUGGUCGAAUAAGUACAGGACAAAAAUAUUAUUAUCCGUUCUUUUUUUUUAAUUUUUUUAAGUGAAUCGCACUGAUGUUAGGUUUGCAAAUACGGUAACUGAAUGUCACUACUCUGUAUACUGGAUGCGUUCGCUAUUGCAUGCAUGUCCUUUUAUUAAUAACAAGUAGAAAUCACAUUUUCACACCGCACUGU
This is a messenger RNA of Paramacrobiotus metropolitanus, 4028 nucleotides long. RefSeq names its product atrial natriuretic peptide receptor 1-like. The transcript is spliced from 20 exons. Bases 436 to 3609 code for a protein of 1057 amino acids. The record is from RefSeq and is a predicted model, not a curated record. Gene Ontology annotation, biological process: intracellular signal transduction; protein phosphorylation; cGMP biosynthetic process. Gene Ontology annotation, molecular function: guanylate cyclase activity; peptide receptor activity; protein kinase activity. Lineage: Eukaryota; Metazoa; Tardigrada; Eutardigrada; Parachela; Macrobiotidae.